CCAUCAACCAUACCCUAAAUCACACAAACAUUCAACCAUCUCUCUUGUCCUUUCGAGUUUUUCGAACCCAAGAAAACCCUAAAAAAGAUGGCAAACGGGCAAAUGAGAUCCGUGGCGUCGCUUCUUAUGGUCUUGAACUUCUGUAUGUACGUUAUUCUUCUUGGCAUCGGUGGUUGGGCCAUGAAUCGAGCCAUCGACCAUGGUUUCAUCAUUGGUCCAGGGUUUGAUUUACCGGCUCAUUUUUCGCCAAUUUACUUCCCGAUGGGAAAUGCAUCCACGGGAUUCUUUGUAACUUUUGCAUUGAUCGCGGGUGUUGUUGGCGUUGCAUCGAUUUUAGCUGGAUUUGAUCAUUAUCGCUCCUGGAGUUCUAACAGCAGGCCUGCGGCAGUAUCAUCUGCUAUUAUUGCUUGGUCCCUUACUGUCCUAGCCAUGGGAUUUGCAUGGAAGGAAAUCGAGCUCGAAGGCAGAAACGCCCGUUUGAGAACAAUGGAGGCAUUCACAAUUAUCCUUUCGGCAACUCAACUCAUCUACGUAGCUGCCCUUCACGGGUAAACGACACAAUGGUUUCGAGGGGUUGCAACGAAUCAGGGUGUCGAAGAGCGUUCACGUCUAUAAAUUUGUGCUUAAAUUUAUUCUUAUUUUCUCAUAAUUCUUCACUUUUUUUGUAUUUUUUCUUCACAUUUUUACUCUAAGGGAUUUGAUACGAUUGUGUUUAUUAUGAAAUAUAAGAAGAUUGUAAUAAAUGUCUAUUUUC
Cynara cardunculus var. scolymus (artichoke) is the source of this 754-nucleotide messenger RNA. Its product is annotated as membrane protein PM19L-like. NCBI's taxonomy places the organism in Eukaryota, Viridiplantae, Streptophyta, Magnoliopsida, Asterales, Asteraceae. Bases 88 to 552 code for a protein of 154 amino acids. The record is from RefSeq and is a predicted model, not a curated record. The transcript has 4 exons.